UUUGGAAAUGGGUGUGACCUCAUACGUCGUUAGAGUUACUCAAUGUGACAUUAUCACGCCUUUACUUAAUCCGACCCAAUUGCUCUGUCCGGGAUUUUGAGCCCACAGACGAGUUUACAACGAGAGGCAGCUGGAGACAACAAGCAAUAACGAAACUUGAGAUUUGCCUUAGAAAAGGUGAGGAAGCUCUACUCGACCUCAGCAGCUGCUGGUCAUGGGGGACAUCAAGAAAGGGAAGAAGGUGUUUGUGCAGAAAUGUUCCCAGUGUCACACAGUGGACGAAGGGGGGCGGCACAAGGUGGGACCCAACCUGUGGGGUCUUUUCGGGAGGAAGACAGGACAGGCAACCGGCUUCUCCUACACACAGGCCAACAUUGAUAAAGGCAUAAUAUGGGACGAGGAGACUCUGAAUGUUUACCUUCAAAACCCAAAGAAGUACAUUCCUGGUACCAAGAUGAUCUUCAGUGGGAUCAGAAAGAAAAAGGAAAGACAGGAUAUUAUAGCCUAUUUAAAGGAUGCCACCUCCUAAUACACUGACAACAUAGAACCCACAUACAGCUGUGGACAGAGGAAAAACACUGUACAUUGACAGAAAAAGAACAAAGUGUGAUCUUUGUUUUAAUUUUGAGUUCAUAAUUUACAAUAUUUAUACGACUACAUUUUGUUACAUUACAACAUUGCUGCCAUGCUGUGUGUAGGAGGCUGUUUUUAAUUAUUAUUCCUGCAGCUAAAGGAUUUUGCAGGCACUUCUCAGCAGGGCUUUUUAAGGAGGCAGCCUUCCUCUGGGCUUUUCUAACCGUUUAGAAAGUUGUUUACCUAAAAACUUUACUGCCACUUGCACAGAAACUGUGGUUUCACACACUUUGCAUUUUAGCCACUUUAACUCUUACCGCUUAACAAAACUGUUUUUUAAGCUUAUUUUUCUAUUACAUUAUGUUUACUACUUGUUAAGUAUCUUACUGUUUACAUAUAGUUUCCUUCUGUGGUAUAAAAAUGGGUAAACUUUUAUAAAGUGUUUGUAUUAAACUGUGCUGAACGGA
Molecule: messenger RNA, 1040 nt
Organism: Seriola aureovittata
Lineage: Eukaryota; Metazoa; Chordata; Actinopteri; Carangiformes; Carangidae
Product: cytochrome c-a
Exons: 3
Coding region: 215-529 (104 amino acids)
Biological process (GO): mitochondrial electron transport, cytochrome c to oxygen; mitochondrial electron transport, ubiquinol to cytochrome c
Cellular component (GO): mitochondrial intermembrane space
Molecular function (GO): electron transfer activity; heme binding
Source: RefSeq, a predicted model, not a curated record